GCGCUGCUCAUGCUCAUGCCGGGUGGGUGCUGAACGGUCUUCAAGAGCUCACGACUGCAUACGAAUUUUGCGUUUCUCCUUUCCUCCAAUUCCUUUACCCUCCUAAUUCUACCCUCCGCCAUUGCUGUGGCAUUGCGCGAGCUCUUCCUGCCACCGUGAAGCUGCGGCUUCUCCCUGAAUACCCAAGAUGCAGUCUCCGAAUAUGCUCACCAAGUUCGAGUCCAAGUCCUCCCGGGCAAAGGGCAUUGCCUUCCACCCCAAGAGGCCAUGGAUCCUCGUCUCCCUCCAUUCGUCUACCAUCCAGCUAUGGGACUACCGCAUGGGUACGCUGAUCGACCGCUUCGAGGAGCACGAUGGUCCUGUCCGCGGCAUCGAUUUCCACAAGACGCAGCCUCUCUUCGUCUCAGGAGGAGACGAUUAUAAGAUCAAGGUCUGGUCGUAUCAGACCCGGAGAUGCCUGUUCACGCUGAACGGCCACUUGGAUUAUGUGCGCACCGUGUUCUUCCAUCACGAGCUGCCUUGGAUAUUGUCGAGCUCCGAUGACCAGACAAUUCGGAUAUGGAAUUGGCAGAACAGGUCCCUAAUCUGCACGAUGACCGGUCACAACCAUUAUACCAUGUGCGCGCAGUUCCACCCCAAGGAUGAUCUCGUCGUCUCCGCCUCGCUCGACCAGUCCGUCAGGGUCUGGGAUAUUUCCGGCCUCCGCAAGAAGCACUCUGCGCCGACCUCGAUGACGUUCGAAGACCAGAUCGCACGCGCCAAUGCCAACCAGGCGGAUAUGUUUGGAAACACGGAUGCGGUGGUCAAGUUUGUGUUGGAGGGCCACGACCGUGGCGUCAACUGGGUUGCGUUCCACCCUACGCUGCCAUUGAUCGUUUCUGCCGGCGACGAUAGGCUUGUCAAGCUCUGGAGAAUGAGCGAGACUAAGGCGUGGGAGGUUGACACCUGCAGAGGCCACUUCCAGAACGUCUCUGCGUGUUUGUUCCACCCCCACCAGGACCUCAUCCUUUCCGUCGGCGAGGAUAAGUCUAUCCGCGUUUGGGACCUGAACAAGCGCACUUCGGUUCAGUCGUUUAAGAGGGAGAAUGACCGUUUCUGGGUUAUCGCUGCGCACCCGGAGAUCAACCUGUUCGCUGCUGGCCACGACAAUGGUGUUAUGGUCUUCAAGCUUGAGCGGGAGAGGCCCGCCUCGGCGGUUUACCAGAACAACCUGUUCUACAUUACCAAGGAGAAGCAUGUUCGGUCGUACGACUUUGCGAAGAAUGUUGAAUCGCCUUCGAUGCUGUCUCUUAAGAAGCUCGGCAGCCCGUGGGUCCCGCCGAGGACGCUCUCGUACAACCCUGCUGAGCGCGCAAUUCUCGUUACUUCUCCCGCCGAUGGCGGCUGCUACGAGCUAAUUAGCUUGCCGCGUGAUGCUACCGGAGCCGUUGAACCGACCGACACGAAGCGUGGAUCUGGAAACUCUGCGGUCUUCGUUGCCCGCAACCGCUUCGCCGUCUUCAACCAGGCUAACCAACAGAUCGACAUCAAGGAUCUCGCCAACUCCACGACUAAGACUAUCAAGCCUCCUCACGGCACGGUAGACAUUUACUUCGGUGGCACUGGAUGCCUUCUCUUGAUCACCGCUACCAACGUUGUGCUCUACGAUAUUCAACAGAAGAAGAACCUUGCCGAGCUUGCCGUCAACGGCGUCAAGUACGUCGUCUGGUCGACCGAUGGCUUGCACGCUGCCCUGCUUAGCAAGCACAACGUCACUAUUGUCAACAAGAGUCUGGAGCAGGUCAGCACCCUGCACGAGACCAUCCGGAUUAAGAGCGCUACUUGGGACGACGCUGGUGUCCUUCUUUACUCCACCUUGAACCACAUCAAGUACACGCUGAUGAACGGCGACAACGGUAUUGUGCGCACCUUGGAGCAGACCGUCUACUUGCAGAGGGUUAAGGGCCGGAACGUCUACUGCCUCGACCGUGCGGCGAAGCCCAAGAUUAUCCAGAUCGAUCCUACUGAGUACCGCUUCAAGCUUGCUCUUAUUAAGCGCAACUACGAUGAGAUGCUUAACAUCAUCAAGACAUCCAGCUUGGUUGGCCAGAGCAUUAUUUCGUACCUGCAGAAGAAGGGAUACCCGGAGAUUGCGCUUCAGUUCGUGCAGGACCCGCAGACUCGCUUCGAGCUCGCAAUUGAGUGCGGCAACCUUGAUGUGGCCGUCGAGAUGGCCAAGCAGCUUGAUCGUCCCAAGCUUUGGCAGCGCCUGAGCGCCGAGGCCUUGGCUCAAGGUAACCACAAGAUCGUCGAGAUGACUUACCAGAAGUUGCGGACUUUCGACAAGCUCUCCUUCCUUUACCUUACGACGGGCGACCGUGAGAAGCUUACGCGCAUGGCUAAGAUUGCUGAGCACCGUGGCGACAUGACAUCCCGAUUCCAGAACGCCAUCUACCUCGGUGAUGUUGAGAGCAGAAUCGAGAUGUUCCAGGAGAUAGAUCAAUAUCCCCUUGCAUACAUGCUGGCGAAAUCGCAUGGCCUGGAGGAGCAAUGCCAAGCGUUGCUCGAGGCCAGCGGUCUUACCGAGGAUCAAAUCACCCUUCCCGCAAUGGGCGAGCCCCUCGCCCCACCUAAGCCUGUCGUUCCCACCUACCUUGCCAACUGGCCGGUCAAGAGCACCGGUACUUCCGUUUUUGAGAAGGCCUUGAUGGGUGAAGAGUUGAGUCCGGAUGAGCUGGCACCGGCAGCGAACGGCUAUGGAGAAGAGGACCUGCUGGGCGAGCCCGAAGCGGAGGAUCGCAACGGCGAGUUCGAGGAAGCCGACGAGGAUGAGGACGCGGCUGGCUGGGACAUGGGCGGCGAUGAUGAUAUCGAGGCCGAGGAGGACUUUGUCAACGUCGAGAGUGCGGAUGCUGGUGCUGGCAGCAGCGAGGCCGACAUGUGGACGAGGAAUUCGCCGAUUGCGGCCGACCACGUUGCUGGUGGCUCGUUUGAAAGCGCAAUGCAACUGCUCAACCGCCAGGUCGGUGCCGUCAACUUCGGGCCGCUCGAGUGGCGCUUUGAGGAGAUCUACCAGGCGUCGCGGACGUUCCUGCCCGCCAACGUGGGCAUGCCUCCGCUGGUCAACUACGUGCGCAGGACGGUGGACGAGACCGACUCGCGGAAGGUGUUGCCGCUCAUCCCGCGUGACCUGGAGUCCGUUACGGCGACGGAGCUUGCGGCGGGUAAGGCGCAAAUGCGCACCAACAAGCUGGACGACGGUGUCGUGACGUUCAAGAAGAUCCUGCACCUGAUUAUGGUCAACGCCGUGACCACUCAGGCCGAGGUCGCCGAGGCCAAGAAGCUGAUCAACACGGCAUCACAAUACGUGCUGGCGAUGAGCAUCGAGCUCGAGCGCCGCCGCCUCACCAACAACGCCACCGACAUCUCGGCCCUGUCACCCGAGGACAAGAAGCGCGCCCUCGAGCUCAGCGCGUACUUCACGGUGCCGGAGCUUGAAGGCCCGCACAAGGCGCUGGCACUCUUCGCAGCAAUGAACUUUGCGCACAAGAACAAGCAGCACAGCGCGGCGCUGUCGUUUGCGAACGCGCUGCUGGACCGGGGCGCGGCGAACGCCAAGUUCAAGGAGAGCGCGCGCAAGAUCAAGGCCGUGUGCGAGCGCAACCCGUCGGACGCGGUCGACGACGUCGACUACGACGCGUUUGCCGAGUUCGACGUGUGCGCCAAAAGCUUCACGCCCAUCUACCAGGGCAGCCCCGCCAGCGCGUGUCCGUACUGCGCCGCCAAGUUCCACGCCAAGUUCAAGGGCUCGGUGUGUACGGUCUGCGAGGUCAGCCAGAUUGGCGCGCCGGCGAGUGGGCUGCGGUUGUGCUUGUAGGGUAGGAAGAGGUGCCUAGAGGUGGUUGGUGGGCAAGCACUGUUGUAGCAAGGGCCGGUAUAGUGUGGCAUGUAGUAGUAGUCCCGACCCGGGGAUGAUGGACAAGAAGAGGGAAAAGCGAAAUCUCAGUCAGGUUCGUGGGUUGGAGGGCGGAUGGAGGAGGUCGGUCGGUCAGUCAGUCAGUAAGACAGUGGAUCUGCUUUGCACUCUUACGCAUUGCGUGCUUGUUGUUUCUAGCCAGGUUGUUCAAGCUCCUUCGUCUCUGGCCUGCCUAGCUAGACUAUGAAGGAAGUAUGUAGCUAGUUGGCUGGUUGGCGAAUAAGCUGAGAGGGCCUUGGGGUUUUUACGUGAGUUGUUGUUGUAAUGGCUAUGGCAAAAAUUGUUCGAAUACUCUGUG
Messenger RNA from Aplosporella prunicola CBS 121167, 4253 nucleotides. RefSeq lists its product as uncharacterized. The transcript is spliced from 5 exons. Gene Ontology annotation, biological process: intracellular protein transport; intra-Golgi vesicle-mediated transport; endoplasmic reticulum to Golgi vesicle-mediated transport. NCBI's taxonomy places the organism in Eukaryota, Fungi, Ascomycota, Dothideomycetes, Botryosphaeriales, Aplosporellaceae. Gene Ontology annotation, cellular component: COPI vesicle coat. The record is from RefSeq and is a predicted model, not a curated record. Bases 188 to 3856 code for a protein of 1222 amino acids. Gene Ontology annotation, molecular function: protein binding; structural molecule activity.